Molecule: messenger RNA, 1996 nt
Organism: Chenopodium quinoa (quinoa)
Lineage: Eukaryota; Viridiplantae; Streptophyta; Magnoliopsida; Caryophyllales; Amaranthaceae
Product: amino acid transporter AVT6C-like
Exons: 5
Coding region: 290-1612 (440 amino acids)
Biological process (GO): amino acid transmembrane transport
Molecular function (GO): amino acid transmembrane transporter activity
Source: RefSeq, a predicted model, not a curated record
UAAGACUAAUUCCAACAUCCAUCUCUUCAAUAAUUGUAAAGAAAUCGUCGUGUUUCACAUGGGCCAUUACCACGUCCAAGUACAUCCUUUCUACUCACAUCAAUAUCUGAUUUUGUCCCCCAUGUGACGUCCAGGUACAUGCCCCUUCACCAAAAUUACCAUAAAUACCACUCUCACCCUUUCUAUUUUCAUCUCUUUUAAAACCCUCAACAAUUCUCACACCACAACAAAACCAACCACCUAAAAAACGCGCGGGGCAAUUUCGUAAUUCCACCACUUCGCCGGUAAAAUGAUUUCCGACGCCGGAGCUCCACUACUUCCGACGAAAUGCGUCGCCGAAAAACGAACCGACACUGAAGCGUCGAUUUCUGGCGCCGUGUUUAAUGUGUCGACGAGCAUUAUCGGUGCCGGAAUUAUGUCAAUUCCGGCGACAUUGAAGGUUCUCGGAGUUAUUCCGGCGUUUUUUCUGAUUGUUACCGUCGCAUUGUUGUCGGAUUUGUCUGUCAACUUUUUGCUUCGGUUUACUUACUCCGGUGGUUCGGUGAAUUUUCCCGGCGAACCGGCGACGUACGGUGGUGUUAUGAGGGAGUCUUUUGGUUGGGUUGGAUCUUUGCUUGUUAAGCUUUGUGUCAUCAUUUCAAAUUGGGGCUGCUUGAUCGUUUAUCUUAUUAUUUUAGGCGAUGUUUUCUCUGGAAGUGAGAAUGGAGAUUCCAUUCAUUUGGGUGUUUUACAAGAAUGGUUUGGCUCUCAUUGGUGGAAUGCUCGGCCUUAUGCCCUUUUCUUCAUUGUCACAUUCAUUCUUCUCCCUUUAGCACUUUUCCGGCGUGUUGAAUCCUUGAGGUUUUCCUCUGCAGUGGCUGUUCUCCUAGCUGUGGUGUUUGUUUUCAUCAGCUUCGUGAUGGCCAUCUCUGCGCUCUUUCAAGGAAAUGUUCAAAAGCCUAGAUUGUUUCCUGAAUUGGAUGGUCAUUCCUCAUUCUUCAACCUCUUCACUGCUGUCCCAGUAAUUGUUACAGCAUUCACAUUUCACUUCAAUGUUCAUCCAAUUAGUUCAGAACUUGGCAAGCCGUCUAAGAUGACAACAGCAACAAGAAUUUCUCUCAUACUUUGUGUUGUCAUCUACUUCUCUGUUGGCUUCUUCGGGUACCUUCUGUUUGGGGAGUCAAUUGCUUCCGACAUACUUGUAAACUUUGACAGGUCUUCUGCAAGUCCUUUCUUGAAUGAUGUGGUACGGUUGAGCUAUGCUUUUCACCUUGUGCUAGUAUAUCCUCUGCUGAACUUCUCUCUGAGGGGCAACAUAGAUGAACUCCUGUUCCCUAAGAAGCUAGUUUUGGCUAAUGACAACUUCAGAUUCGUGUCUCUCACUCUAGUACUAUUAGGCUUAUCAUACUUGGCUGCUAUUGCCAUCCCGGAUAUAUGGAUAUUCUUUCAGUAUGUUGGUUCAACUACCAUCAUCUCAAUAGCAUUCAUUUUCCCUGCUGCCAUCACUCUAAGAGAUGUCCGCGGUAUAUCUUCAACAAGAGAUAAAGUUGUUGCCUUGAUAAUGUUGACUUUGGCAGUAGUUACCAGCACGAUUUCUAUUGCAACAAAUAUUUUCAACGGAAGCAAGUCUUAGAAUUACCCUCUUAAUCAUGAUUUUCUGGCUCGAUUAUAUUCAUCGCGAGUAUUUUUGGUAUAUUAUAUGAUUAUAGUGUCUGUAAAUUGAGUGGGAAUGCGGUUGAUUUUAGCACCAUGAGCUAUUCAUGUGUAGAUGUGAAGUAAAUGAGUAAAUACAUGGCCUUGUUCCAACUUGGAAUGAUGUCUUUGUAUCAUGGACUGGUGGUAUGUGUAUGUAACUGUGUUGGAGAGUUGGUCAUCUGCAGAUAGAAAUAGGGUCAGAGGUUUUUGCAAUCUAAUGUAAAUUUUUAUACAUAUAUGGAUUUCAACUUACAUUCAUGGAGUGAAAUCUUAAUUUUGAGUACUUUUUAUUUAGAAAGAAUAACUAUUUAUGAUUGAGAAA